AGCUACUUCAGACGCCGGUAGAACGUCGCGAAUUCUUCACCAUUACGGCUUCUCCGGACCUCUCCAUCGUUCAGUCAAGCACGCUGUGAAAACGACUAUUCCGCAUCUAUUUUCAAGUACAGCUAUCCAGUCUCCUCACACCAUCGCCGAAAGCACACCCGAAACCAUGGCGAAUCCCAUGCUCAUGUACCCUCUUCUAAUUGCUGCUCUGGUGGCCGUCGCCAUCUACGUCCAGGCUACCUCUAGCAACCUGUCUCUUCCCAUUUCCCUGGGCACGUCAAUCCUGACUAUACUCCUCCCGUUCAUCGCAACAGCAAAUGUGUUCUUCACCCCACUGCUUCAGCGCUUGUCUUUUCAAGAAGGUGCUGUGCUGAUUGCACUCCGGUUUCUGCCCCCUACGCUACACAUACUUCAAGGAAUCCUCACAGUCGUUCUUGCCACUAUCUCCUUCAUGAGUUUCUUGCCCGGCAUGAACAUGGACUGCAACAUGCGGGGGGCUUGGGGACAACUAUGGAGUGCGCAUGAUGGGAGGUCAAUUUCACGAAUCCAGGACUCUUUCAACUGCUGUGGAUUCAACUCAAUCCACCUCUUGCGCCACCCGUGGAGAGAAGCAAUGCAGCGCAAUGCGGGCCUGGACUUCACAGUUGCCGUAGUUGUUGGCAUUCUCCAAAUGAUACAUCUCGCAAUGUUCAGACUGAGAAACUCUCAGCCAGUGUCCAGAAAGACAUAUAAUCGGCUGGUCCAGAGCGUCGGUGCGCAACCCGACGAUGCACUACUUGAGGACGGCGAAGAGGACUCGAUCAACGACGCCGGUGAUCAUAAUAAUACUUCCCAUCAUCCUCGAGGCUACGGAGCUUUGAACAACACUUCGAACCCGCGACUGGAACCAUCUGGCCUUGGAGGAGAAAGGAACGAAUGGUCUUAGCUUUAUGGGGCUCCCCCUUCCCAUGCCGCUGGCAUGUCCACUUGGAGAACACGUCAUCUGGAUUCAUUUAGGAAUGAUCAAGGCUCUAAACAGGGCCUUCGCCAAAACUUGGUGGCACAGAAUGUUAAUCACAUUUUCUCUCCUGUCUUUUCAGUGCAAGUUUUCCCAAGGUUGCAUAUUGGCAGGUACUCAUGCAUUUCGAGAAUUUCUUCGAGCAAAGUCUGAGCUUCUGCAAUCUUCCGAAAUCAUGCUGCGCUUCCAUUGGAAGGUUCGAGC
Messenger RNA from Pseudomassariella vexata, 1201 nucleotides. RefSeq lists its product as uncharacterized. The transcript is spliced from 5 exons. NCBI's taxonomy places the organism in Eukaryota, Fungi, Ascomycota, Sordariomycetes, Amphisphaeriales, Pseudomassariaceae. Bases 167 to 925 code for a protein of 252 amino acids. The record is from RefSeq and is a predicted model, not a curated record.